Molecule: messenger RNA, 848 nt
Organism: Pyrus x bretschneideri (Chinese white pear)
Lineage: Eukaryota; Viridiplantae; Streptophyta; Magnoliopsida; Rosales; Rosaceae
Product: BAG family molecular chaperone regulator 5, mitochondrial
Exons: 1
Coding region: 16-651 (211 amino acids)
Biological process (GO): protein folding
Cellular component (GO): plasmodesma
Molecular function (GO): protein-folding chaperone binding
Source: RefSeq, a predicted model, not a curated record
AGGGCUUAGCCAAAGAUGAUGAAACCCUCUCGCAGCCGCAGACUCAGCUUCUCCUCCUCCGCCUCCACCACCGUCACCUACACCCUCCACGAUGACCAACCUGCCCUUCCCGCCACCACCGAAAUUCCCAUCCAGACCUCGGACACCCCAAUUCCCAUCACCUUUCACUUACCGCAAUCCACCGCAGCCAUCAAAAUUCAAUCGGCCUACCGGGCCCACCUCAUCCGCACCCACUUCAAAACAAUCGCAGCCGUCCACUCCGAGGCCAACCAGUACCAGCGCCGGAUCCAACGGCAGGAAACUGUCGACGCCAUCAGGACAAGCGAGCGCGAGAAGCUGAGGAUGAACGAGUCCCUGAUGCGGCUGCUGCUGAAGCUGGACUCGGUGCCCGGGGUGGACCCCGCGGUGAGGGAAGCGAGGAGAAAGGUGAGCCGUCGGAUCGUGGGGCUGCAGGAGAUCGUGGACGCGAUCGUAUCGGAAGACGUGGAUGGCUUCUGGGGUGGCAGAGACGGUGGAUUUGGGAGGAACUGGGACGACAUCCUUGCGGAGAUGGAGGAGGUGUGCAGGGAUAAAGGAGGGGAGGAGAUGGAGAGGUUUUGCGCUCAGUAUCUGGGGUUUCGGUGCUUGCAGCGAUUUUUGCAGGAGCCGUGAUCUGGUUUAUCGCCGGCACUGCUUUGCUUGCCUACUCUGUUAUCUGUGGAGUGACACAGUCUACAAACUACAGACCGCAAAUUGUAAUUUUGUACUUAGUUUGGACCCUUUUUUUAUUUUUAUAGUUUUAUUCUCCAUGCACUUAAAUUCAACGGUUUUAAUUAUGAAAUAUCGUAAAGACCCGUUAUUUGCAAGUA